AUGUUUCAAUUCUAACAUUAAGUGUUUUUCAUUAUAGACGGUCCACAAACAAGAUGGUAGCUGAAAAUAUAAAGAAGGUUCGACAAAUACCAACAUAAACAAAACAGAUCAGUCAAGUAAUGUUGACAAGAGUGAAAAACGAUGGCUGUAGAACUCUUCACUGUGGUUUGCAUGCUUCUUGUAACUUUUUCAAGUGUAACAUCAGAAAACUGUUACAAUGAAUGGCAACCCGUAUCGGUCUUUCCGAGCCAAUGCACAAACAAGCACGAAAAAUGUGAAAUGUGGGCAAGUGCUGGCGAAUGUGACAAUACACCGAAGUAUAUGUACGCGAACUGUUGUGCAGCUUGCAGCCCUUGCCGCAAUUUACGUAAAAGCUGUCCUCGACCAAACCAAUGUGCACAAAGUGAUUAUAUGAAACGAAACUGCGCCAGGAAUUGUGGGUAUUGUAAAGUGACUACAAAGAAAUUGAUGAAAAAAUGCUACCCUGAAGGGUACACAUGUUCUGAUUUCUGGGACUAUGUUCCCAUUAGCCGCAGUUCUUGUCAGGAUGAACAUGUCAAUUGCGAAGCAUGGGCAAAGGCUGGUGAAUGCGAUAAUAAUCCUUCCUACAUGUAUAACUCCUGUUGUUUAUCAUGCAAUCCUUGCCAAAAUAAAGGCAAAAGAUGUCCACGUUCACCAAACCAAUGCGCAAGAAAUGCAUACAUGGAAAAGAAUUGCGCAAAGAAUUGUGGCUUUUGCAAAUUUUCCAAAAUGAAGAAAGAACGACGAUGUUAUGACGAAUUCACAAAUGGUUGCAAAUCAUUGUUCCCUGGCUCUGUUAUAACGGUUUCAUCGCAAAUGAGAUACUUUGAAGCCAACAAAGUUAUGAAAGGUGGAUGGUGUGCCAGUAAGCGUGACAAGAAUCAAUUUUUACAAAUUGAUUUGGGAUCAGAGAAAAGUGUCAACAAAUUAAGCAUGCAAGGAAUUACCACAAAUCCUGCUAAUUUUGUCAAGAGUUUUAAGUUGGCUUAUUUCAGCUUUGGUAGAUGGAAUUUCCACUCAGAGUACGCAGAUUCUACAAAUGCUCAGGUUUUCACAGGCAACAAGGAUUCAAAUACUCCAAUGAAACACGAGUUCAUGAUUCCAAUCCGUUCGAGAUAUGUGCGAAUAUACCCACAACAAUGGCAAAACAACAUUUGCAUGAGAUUGCAAUUGUAUUCGUGCUAGUUGUAAUUUCUAAACAAACUUCAGAAACCAGUUCAUGAAAAAUAUGUGUAAAUAAAUGAUUGAAAAGUGUACUUUAAUCGCGA
Messenger RNA from Hydractinia symbiolongicarpus, 1289 nucleotides. RefSeq names its product EGF-like repeat and discoidin I-like domain-containing protein 3. The coding region runs from base 142 to 1206 and encodes 354 amino acids. Lineage: Eukaryota; Metazoa; Cnidaria; Hydrozoa; Anthoathecata; Hydractiniidae. The transcript has 11 exons. The record is from RefSeq and is a predicted model, not a curated record.